Molecule: messenger RNA, 2552 nt
Organism: Neurospora crassa OR74A
Lineage: Eukaryota; Fungi; Ascomycota; Sordariomycetes; Sordariales; Sordariaceae
Product: pbn-1
Exons: 2
Coding region: 152-1657 (501 amino acids)
Biological process (GO): GPI anchor biosynthetic process; protein processing
Cellular component (GO): endoplasmic reticulum membrane; glycosylphosphatidylinositol-mannosyltransferase I complex
Molecular function (GO): mannosyltransferase activity
Source: RefSeq, a predicted model, not a curated record
ACCAACUAAGGUACUCUCGCAAUAUUAACACCGCCACCCAGACACAGUUGUUACAUCCACACACAUCUUGAUGAUCUAAUUUCCCAUCUCAUCUACCUCUAAUCACCCAGCCUCAAUCAGUCUAAUCGUUUUCACGCAGUGUUGAUCCGCCAUGAGAGAGCGCAUCACCUUCAUCCAGAAGCAAGGCGACUCAAUCGAGCCAACCACGCUCAAGAUCAAGGGCGGUGUCCUCAACGGCCCAGAGAUCCAGGCUGCCCGUGAAGACAGACUCACCAUUGCAAUCGAUGAGUUACCGAAAGACCUACAAGCGCUCUUGGGCACAGCUCAUGAGCUUCACAUCAGAUAUGUCAGCUCUCAACCAUAUGAGGCAAUCACCCCUUUGCUAGCUAGGCUGCCGCCUGGCUUCCAUCUGUUCUACACCCCGGCAGGGCAAGCCGAUGCCACUUCCCCAGCGCUCUGCCUUGCCCUCAAUCAAAUUUUCGGAAAUGUUCAGUGCGAAAACCCAGAGAAGUCAUUCACGACUCUGCCAAGGGACCGUUUCUCUCACUCAGCUGCCUACCAGUUCUACCAACCAUCGGUAGACCUUUCCCCAUUCAUUGCACUCGUUAAAGAGAAGCUAUGUUCAUCUUCCAAGGACCAAUCUUGCGCUGCCAGGGCCGACCGCUUGGCAAACGCCAGCUCUCUGGACAUCUCAUAUGAUGCCAUCUCUCACGCCGUCAAGCUCACUGCAACAUGGCCCUACCAGAAGCAAGAGGUCCACGCGACAUCCCGUCCACAGACACGGACCGAGGUUGGAGUCUUGAACUCGGACCGGCCAGGACACCUCGAGCCUCAUGAGCUGGGAAUUUCCGGUCUUCUCACCGUGCUGGGACAGGAUAAAAAGCCGUCUGCAACUAUGUUUGCCUUUGCCUCUCGACAUCGUGAUGCCGAGUCUAGCUUUUCCGCCGAGUUUCUGGAGCCAACAGGUCUUCACCCUACCCUCAAACUCAGGCUUGAGUCCAGCAAGCCACCUAUCGAAGAUGCCUACUGCUCACCACACGCCUACUUCACCCUUCCCAAGACCAUCUUCGCCGAUAGGCACCAACUAUCGGAUGACCUCUUUCUGGCCUCGAAGAAUCUCACUGGUCUACGCUACAUUUCUCAGCCCGUGGACCUUGAAGCUCCUGAAUAUGUUGAGAAGCGCUGGGGGUCUUCGCUUCUUCUGGAACUUUCCCCUCCCGAACAUGAAGAAUCAAAGUCUUGGACAGUACAAGUCCCCUUGCAUCUGCGCUACCUAUCUCCCGCUGAAGGCGGCUAUACCGAUAUUCAAGUUCCAUACCCGGCUGUUUUCUGGGCUUGCGCGGCUGAGGAAGGUACCAAGUUCCCUAAUAAUCCGUUCGAGAAGGCCAACCUUGGCUACGACGGCCUUUUCGGCCCUAGGACGGUAUUCUGGCAUGUCGAGCCUCGCCCGACAAUUGGCAGCCGUUUGAGCAACAUGAUCAAGGUGCCAGUCCUGGACACAAACAAGGCGGAGUGGGUAAGCGGCGGCACCGGGCUAGCGGUACUCCUUGGCUUUGCCUGGAUCAUGUGGAAGUUGUUCGGCGUGCUUUCAAAGUCUGGGUACCAAAACCAACCCUCGCAGGCUGCGGAGGUCGUCAAGGCCAAGAAGAAUCAGUAAUGGUCAAGGGAGUGGGAUGAGGCGAAUGGGCGAAGUGUACCUGGAGACAAAUGUAAUAUCCAAAAUAUUAAACGUAAGUCACGCCAGCAAAUUCGAGGCUGACUGCAGCCCUUGUACACCUCGUUCUUUUUGAUUGAUCGAUAUCUGGCGCUUCACAGAAUGAUGCCGGGGUGGACAGCUCGGUGGCAUGUAAGCCGAGUGGCUUGUUUCACGGUUUGUUUGCGUCUCCUAUCUGCCUUCAGUUCUAGGUAUUUUCGCUUCUUCCUUCGCUUCAUGGCAAGACAGUUCCUUCCUAGGUCUUCAGCACCUCCGCCAUUCUGCACAGCAACUAUACCCAAUGUUACUGGGGCACUUCUUCCUUCUUUCAUUCGUGACUGUUCUUUUGUCGGAGUAUUAGAUCAAUCCUUGCCUUUGUUUGGAAAAGUGCUCAGCUUGCACCGCAGAGGUGGUACUGCACACUUUGGCUUCUUUGUCAACACUUACCAACACCCAACCAUACACAAAAGGCAACACACCCCCACGUUGAAUGAAGCUCUCUGCAGCCGAGGAGGACAGAACAGGGAUCGUGUUGGAGAAGUAUUUCUUCCCCACAUUUCAAAGCUACUCUGUUAGAGCUUCCAAGGCUAGCGACCCAAUGACGUCGUCUCCCUCUGUUCUCAGGAUGCAGGUCUACACUACACUACCCUUCGCCAGUGCAUGUUAAAUCUCUUUCCCACCCAAGUGGCUCAAGUCAGCUGUGGAAUGUCAGAAUAGGUCUGGCGAAUAUGGAAACCAAGUCCGCGGAUAACUGGAGACUUCUCACCUAUUCUUGCCCAAUCAGCCGAGAGUCGUACAAAUCUCGCCUCGCCUGCCUCUGGCUUCCUGUUCAAAUGGCAGGAGUACACCCCGCAAAAGG